AAUCGCUGGUCGGGCGAUACCGGCACGACUGAUGGCACAUGUACCCUCAUCCAAUGGGCAAGCAGGCGGAGCCGCAAGGAAGAACUAAAUGAUGCCUAUGAGAUCUACUGGCUCGGGUCCCUUUGCGUCACAAAGUAUAGAAGAACCAAGGCGGCAUCGGAACUACAAAGAGCCACCCAACACUUUCGAGACGCGUUAUGUCGGAUGCCAACAGACCAUCCUCGGCGUCUAGACAUGCUUGAAGACCUAAGUUCUAGUUACAGUGUCCUAUUUCAAAUAACAGGAGCACUAGUUUAUUUGGAGAAGGUGUCGCAGCUCAGCCAGGAAGUCGUCGACCACACCCCACAGAACCAUCAGGAACGUCAACUUGGUGACGCUGCGCACCUAGAACUAGCCCUUGAAGUUUUUACCAAGACCCUCGAUGCUGCAAAAGAGAAUUAUCCGCGCCUCCACACCUGCAAUUCAAGUCUAGCAAUUGCAUUCAGAUACCGAUGUUUCAAGGACGGCAACAUGUUAGAUCUAGACGCGGCUAUCGGACAUUUUGAGCAGGCCAUUCACCUGGUCACCAUCGACUAUCACAAACGAGUACGCUGGCUUCAAGAUGUUGCCGCGUGCUACGGGAAGCGGUUUCGGAAAACACAAGACAUUGCAGAUAUCUCCCGAGCAAUUGAAAGAGCUGAAGAGUCCCUCGAAACGGAAAAGGACGACUUACUGGCUCGUGCACGUGGCUAUAGCGUUCUCGGAUCAAGCUAUGGACUGAAGGCUGAACAAACUGGUGCCAUGCAGGAUCUCGAGCUAUGCAUUCAAAUGAGCCACCGUGCACUGGCGAUACCACCGCCCGACUGCCCAAAUAGAGCGCGUCGUCUACACAUCCUUGGUGCAUGUUACGGCACCAAAUAUGGUAGAAUUGGGAUACCAAAGGAUUUAGAUAUCUGCAUUGACAGAUAUCGAGAGGCGUUAGACAACACCCCGCACGACAGUUCUGAUCGUGGACUACGGCUUUGCAGUGUAGGUGGUGCAUAUCUUGAUAGAUACCAAAGAUUCAAGUCUUGGGAAGAUCUGCAUGAUGCCAUUGAAAGAUUAGAGGAGGCUAUUCAGGUUACAGUUACUCCAAGCGACCAUCCGGAUCGCGCUCGUCGCAUCCACAGUCUCGGAAUUGCAUGUCAAGAACGAUAUCUUGGAACAGGAAAGGCAACAGAUUUCGUUAUUGCUAUUCAGUAUCUAGAAGAUGCACUCAACCUAACACCGGCCAAUGACCGCGACCGGCCCGCUCGCUUUGAUACCCUAGGAAGCAUUCAUCAUGCCCACUAUAAAAUACGUGGUGAGACAGCAGACCUUAUUAAAGCUCGAGACUAUUACCAAGAGGCGCUUCAAAUUACACCAAGAGGCCAUCCUGAUGAGAAACACAGGCUUGGAGGCCUCGCUACUUGUCAUCACGACUUAUUUCUAAGUGCUGGAUCUUUCGCAGACAGAGACUUGGCUAUUGACAAAUAUCGAAAGGCGCUUGAGUUGACGCCAAGAGACAGCCCCAUGGGCUGCCCUGGAGGCUCUGGCCAGGAUCUGCUUAUUAUCUACGCCGAUACCGACAGUUGGGCGUCUGGAUAUGAAAUUGCCUGGAAAACAUUAUCUCUAGUUCCACUAAUUACUCCUCAUGCCUUGAGAAACUCAGACAAGCAGGCUUUACUUACGAGUAUCGUCGGCUUGUCAUCUAUAGCGGCGAGUGUUGCCUUGAUGGCGAACAAAUCCGUCUUUGACGCAAUCUCACUUCUGGAGCUUGGCCGUGGGAUCAUCAUCGGCUCUUUGCACGAUAUGCAGACAGAUGUCUUAGACUUGCGCCAAGGCCAUUCUGACCUGGCGGAAGAAUUUAUCGAGCUUCAAGAGAAGAUACAUGGCCCAAGCGCGUUGGCAACCUUCGACGAACGCUACAAGGCAGGUCAGCAGUAUGAAAUGUUGCUUCAAAAAAUCAGAGACUUGCCCGGUUUCAGCGAGUUUCUCCUGUUCCCAGCUCAGGAUGAUGUCAAAGCCGCCGCUACUUCUGGUCCCAUUGUUGUUAUCAAUGUUAGCGCUUACAGGUGCGAUGCUUUGCUCAUUGAGCUUCAUCAGAUGAGGGCCUUGCCUCUCCCAGACUUAUGUCUAGAAGACAUUAAGGAUCGUGCAACUACCUUAACAUCCCUCUCUACGGAUACACUGGAGUGGCUUUGGGAUACUGUUACUUGGCCAGUGCUAGAGGCGCUGAGACUUGAUCAAGCGCCCGGGGAUAGUUGGCCUCGCAUAUGGUGGAUUCCAACGUGGCCACUUACCAGAUUUCCUCUUCAUGCGGCGGGCAACUAUAAUGAUGACUUAUUCGACACAGUUCUCGACCGCGUAAUUUCGUCAUACAGUAGCUCUCUCAAGGAAAUAAUAAACAGUCGACGAAGGGAUAAGACCCGCGAUGUACCCAUUGGCCCCAAAAAGGUGGUUUUGGUUGGCAUGGAAGAAACGCCGGGCCAAAGCCGUCUUGAAUUUGCGUCGCAAGAAGUCAAGCAAAUCGCAAAGCUUUGCAGCUUUUCUCAGUUCCAUGUCAGCAGGCCUAAGAACCAACGAGAAGAUGUCUUGGCUCAAGUCAAUGGCUGUGGCAUUUUCCACUUUGCUGGCCAUGGGAUGAGUAACUUAUCCAACCCCCUGAAACCUACUCCUUCGCGAAGGACCACUGACGGUGUCAAGGCUUCUCGAAACCAACCUGCGGAUCCAAAGGCCAUUCUUGGCCUAUCUUUCCGCCUGUGGUACAGGUCAGGUGAAGCAAAGGCGGCUUGCGGACGAAGGAAUUCACUUGAUGAACGCCUGUCAGUCAACGACGAGUCUUGCUUGCGCAUAGCCAAGUCAACAUAUGAGUGGAUCAUCAAGCAUAAUCUAAGCAAUGAUUCUAUCUCCGAGGGACUUCAUCAUGCAUGCAGGAGGCUACGGAAUGAAUGGAUGUCUAAAAAUUCACUCGAAGAUGAACAGUGUAGGGAACCAGGCGUGAAAGUUGGGGACGCAGACCCAUAUUCUAUUCAAGUUGUCCUCCCAAGCACAAAUCGGCCAAGAGACAGAAGGGAUAUCUUGUAUUGCGGUCAUUCGCCGCUUCUCUGGGUUCCUUAUGUCCAUUACGGAGUC
Clonostachys rhizophaga is the source of this 3132-nucleotide messenger RNA. Lineage: Eukaryota; Fungi; Ascomycota; Sordariomycetes; Hypocreales; Bionectriaceae. The record is from the annotation of a GenBank genome assembly.